AACAGGGCCAACCAAGAUGAGCAGUCAAAGACCCCCAGUGAAUACAAAACUCCUCUCUUGCAGAUCAGAGUCCUCUCAAAGCUGGGUCUUGCUUGUGGGUGGAUCUCUGACUGUGGAAUAGAUCCCAUCGAUAAAAGAUUCAGGGCGUGUGCCUGUAUGUUCAGAAUCCACCGAUUGGGAGUCCAUCAUUUUCCUCCUCCUGGUGUGUGUCUGUGUGUGUGUGUGUGUCACGCACACAGGGAUCUAGGGCCGCCCUCAUCCAGAUGCCGAAACAGCUGGCUUAACUCUCCUUUUCCUUUCCAGCUGUUUUCCCUCUUUCCUUUUCCAUUCCCUUCUUCCACAAGCAGAGAUUCCCUGGCGGAGUGCGUCAAGAGUCUUAACUCAAACCUUGACAUUGGCAUCCUUCUUUUUUAAAAAAAAAAAAUUUUGCUCCAGCACUCCAGGAAAUUUUGCCAUCUCAGCCUACUUUUCAGAACUUCAGAACAAUUUGCCUUGCAAACUGGAUGUAUAUGGGUUGAAUUUCCUCCCGGGUAAUUCUUCUUUUCGCGUUCGGUUUUAAUUAAAUACAGCCAUGGAGCAGUUCAAAAGUCUCUCUGCGAGCGUUCCUCCCUUUUUAUUGCCUGCUGGCAGGCAAAAGAAACAUAAAUAUCCAAGCCCUGGAAAUUUCACCGGCAUUUUCCUGCUUUUAAUUCUUCUGGUGGUUUUGGAAGAUUCGUUUGCAAGAGAGGCCCAGAAGAUCCAGGGAGACACGGCCAUAUCUGGUCCGACCCUUGGGGUUAAUUUGGGUCUGCCCUUCCCGCCUCCACCUCCUCAUCUCCGGAAAAAACGUUACACGCUGACACCAGGAAGGCUCAAAUGGGAUCAUUUCAACCUAACCUACAAAAUUCUGUCUUUCCCCAAAAAUUUGAUUGGCAAAAGCCAGACCAGGAAAGGGCUGACCGCAGCUUUCCGUAUGUGGAGCGAUGUCUCUCCGUUCACCUUUCGCGAAGUGCCAGUGAGCGCCGCCAGCGACCUCACCAUCGGUUUCUACCCGAUCAACCACACGGACUGCGUGGAAUCGCAGAUCCACCACUGUUUCGAUGGGAUCACGGGCGAGUUAGCUCACGCCUUUUUCCCACAGACGGGGGAGAUCCAUUUUGACGAUCAUGAAUACUGGAUUGUCGGGAACACUCGGUUCAGCUGGAAGAAAGUCGUCUGGCUGACAGAUCUGGUUCACGUGGCCGCCCACGAAAUUGGCCACGCGUUAGGCCUUAUGCACUCUCUGGAUCCCAACGCCUUGAUGCAUGUGAAUGCCACCCUGACAGGGAAGAACACGAUCUCGCAGGACGAGAUGUGGGGAAUUUAUCGGCUUUAUGGCUGCAAAGACCGACUGUUUAUAUGUCCGUCGUGGAGUCGGAAAGGCUACUGUCAAACACGCCAACGGUUUAUGAAAAAGCACUGCCCCUACAGCUGUGAUUUCUGCUUGGAGUUCCCUUUUCCGACGGUGAUACCCACCCUGCCGCCACCAAGGAUGAAGACCAGGCUUGUCCCUGAAGGCCGGAACGUUACUUUCCGAUGUGGCCAGAAAAUCACUCACAAAAAGGGGAAAGUUUAUUGGUAUAAGGAGAAGGAAUUGCUGGAAUAUUCCUAUCCUGGCUACCUGUUUCUGAAUGGCAACCACAUGAGCAUCAUAGCUAAUGCCAUCAACGAAGGAACGUACACUUGCAUCGUGAAGAAAAAGUCCAAAGUCUUGACCACGUAUUCUUGGAGAGUCAGGCUGAAGCAUUAAUGUGGACUGUGGGCAAGGACUUACAGACCCCCAAGUCACUCUAGGUGGGCCCACUUCCCCACCUGUUGCCAUGUUGCACUUUCAACAGCCGAUCCGCACUCACGAAAACCACCUUUCCCAGGUUAUCCCUUCCAGGAGGAGACUGCAAAAAUAUUGUUUUCCCCCUUCCCUGCAUUUUUCACCAUUUUUAUUCUUGGCCAAGCCUGCUGGGGAUGAUAGGAUGGGUAGCUGAAGUCACAAAGGGGCCCAAAGGGAGGAGAAAUAGGCUACAACAUGAGCUAAAAGAUCAGCUUUUUUUUUUUUUUAAGGUUGCUAAUAUUCUUUGGGAGCCAUUUUACACUUAUACACUUUUACACUUACCUACGUUCUGCUAAAAUCUGGAGUUUGGUGCUAUCAAUGAGAUAUUAAAUUUUUCUUUUCCUCUCUCCUGGAGCUGUUCAAGACGGCAUAUAUAAUAAUAUCCCUCCUCCAAUACCCUCCCCCCCAAAAA
This is a messenger RNA of Pseudonaja textilis, 2258 nucleotides long. It is a transcript of the gene MMP23B, whose product is annotated as matrix metallopeptidase 23B. Gene Ontology annotation, biological process: collagen catabolic process; extracellular matrix organization; proteolysis. The record is from RefSeq and is a predicted model, not a curated record. Gene Ontology annotation, molecular function: metalloendopeptidase activity; zinc ion binding. Gene Ontology annotation, cellular component: extracellular matrix. NCBI's taxonomy places the organism in Eukaryota, Metazoa, Chordata, Lepidosauria, Squamata, Elapidae.